This is a messenger RNA of Linderina pennispora, 1752 nucleotides long. RefSeq lists its product as uncharacterized. Gene Ontology annotation, cellular component: cytosol. Bases 8 to 1702 code for a protein of 564 amino acids. The record is from RefSeq and is a predicted model, not a curated record. NCBI's taxonomy places the organism in Eukaryota, Fungi, Kickxellomycota, Kickxellomycetes, Kickxellales, Kickxellaceae. The transcript has 8 exons.
GUGCCAAAUGCGGCCGAGAAUAACUCCAAUAUCAAGCUCCUAUUUCGCCGACUCCGUUGCUUAUCGCCAUGCGAUGCUGUCGGAUACAUGGAAGCCACAUUUAAUGCAAUUGAGAAGUGUACUUGAUAAUGUGCACGGUUGUGUAAGGCAGUGUUCGAAAUUGCUGUGUUCAUCUGAGUAUCCAGAUCGACAGCCACACAAGGUGCUCAAUCGUACAGCUCAUGUUUCUGGGCCCAAACCCAUUUUGAUCUCAAAUUUACAUUUUUUGUGCCUCGUUGCUUACUUCAACCGUUGUGAAAACCUAGAUCACCAAGUGUUAGAGCGGCUGGUAGUGUUUCGUGACAAGUGCGCUCAGCUGAAACUGAAUUCGCCACAUCCGUCCCGGCCGCACAUCUCGACAGUGGUUGGCUCGGCAGUGUGGACAGAUGUCAAGGCGUUAUUUCGACCUGAUGCACAUGAUACCUUGACAGCGAUUAGGUCCGAGGGGCUUGGCGAUCUGUGUAUAUUCAUUCGCAACUCGGCAGCGAUGAACAAGGCAAACCAGGACAGCGCCUUCGAUGCUGGCAUUCUCGCGUAUAUCUCCCGAGUCAUUCACCAACUUGUGGUACGCGAGAUUACAUGCCCGGAAGCAAUGAAAUGCGUGUCGUUUGCUGCGCAGGCGUUGUCCAAUAUUGCUACUGGAAACAAGAAAAUCCAGCGUUCUUUGUUUGAAACUGAACUGGCACCGUCAGCGUCACCAAUGAACACGAUGAUAUGGUACUUGCUGGCAUCGGUCAAUAGCAAGACGAACAUGGCGUGUCUGGUACUGAUCCUUAACUCUAUUAAGGACGAUCUCCCAGCAACCGAACUGCUGUGUCAGAGCGACGCUGGCCGGCUGGUGGUGAGCAAGAUUGGAGAGAUGUUUGGCGAGAACGAAGAUGACGAAUCGGAGCUGAAGAACGUCUUGUAUGCUGUGCUUGACCAGGUGAUUUCAGCUGGCCAGCUACCACCUAUCAUUGGUAAUGAGGUGUCGGUCGAGCAGUACGGUCUCCUUGACGCUCUAGGCAGUGCUGCAGCCAUCACCCUGGAUCAGAUCCGCAUCAUUACGACCUUGCUGGCCCAGAUUGAGGCGCUGCUAGUGGAUAUCUGGGAAGUUACCUGCCGAGGUAUGGACGGAGUGGUCGACACACACCGUAGCUUCAGCGCACUUGUGUCGAUAUUGGGCACAGUGACGGAGCUAGGAGACGCAUCUAUGACAAGUAUGCUGGUCGAGCAAAAGACUCUACAUAGCAUUGUACGCUUGCUUGGCCUACUCAACAGGCAUCUGCCCAGGAUCGAGCGGGCUAGCGAGCAGGAGGCUAGGGCAGCCAGCGGCGAGACUGACAGUUCUGUGGCACGCCUGUUCAUGUUUAAGCGCGAUCUGAUCAGGAUUAUUUCCAAUGCCGCACACCACAAUGUGCAGGUGCAGGAUCUGAUGCGUGAACUGGAUGGGCUGGCGCUGGUGCUCGACCACAUGCGGAUUGACGAGAAUCACCCGUACAUUCAAGGAACAUGCAGAAACCAGGCGAACCAGGACUACGUGAGCAAGAUGAGUGCUAUGGAGAUGGCCCACGAUCCGCAGCUGGAGAAGGCAGGUGUAGCGGCGACGGUUGGCGACGACGGCAAGGUGAGCAUUUCACCAGCCGACAGCGAAGACAUCGCAAAGAAACGGCGCAGAUCAUAAUUGGCUGAUCGGUGAUUUCAUAAAAAAAAAACGCGCCUUGCCACCACCAC